AUGAUAGCUAGUGAAACUGGUUAUCUUGAGGUUGUUGAACUUCUACUCAAAGAACAUGCUGACAUUAAUACUCAAGAAGAAGAUGGAUGGACUGCCUUAAUGCUAGCUAGUCUAAAUGGCCAUCACCAAGUUGUAGAACUACUGCUCAAAGAGCAUGCUGAUAUUAAUCUCCAUGGAAAAGAUGGAGUGACUGCUCUAAUUCUGGCUAGUCAAAAUGGUCAUUUCCAGGUUAUUAAACUACUACUCAAAGAACAUGAUAUUAAUAUUCAGAAAGAAAGUGGAGCAACUGCUCUAAUGCUAGCUAGUCAAAAUGGUCAUCAUGAGGUCAUUGAACUACUUCUCAAAGAACAUGUCGAUACUCAGAUAGAAGAUGGAAGUGCCAUCUCAUUUUCUGUAGAAUCAGAUGACCCAAACCGAGAUCGAGUAGCAUCAA
This is a messenger RNA of Gigantopelta aegis, 433 nucleotides long. RefSeq names its product ankyrin repeat domain-containing protein 29-like. The annotation marks the transcript as partial. Gene Ontology annotation, biological process: positive regulation of transcription by RNA polymerase II. The transcript has 2 exons. The record is from RefSeq and is a predicted model, not a curated record. Lineage: Eukaryota; Metazoa; Mollusca; Gastropoda; Neomphalida; Peltospiridae. Gene Ontology annotation, molecular function: transcription cis-regulatory region binding; protein binding. Gene Ontology annotation, cellular component: nucleus.